AUGGAGGCCCCCGACAAAGCGCCUCGUAAGAGAGUCUCUCGCGCCUGCGACCGCUGUCGCAGCAAAAAGGAUAAAUGCGAUGGGAUACGUCCGACCUGUUCCGCCUGUCAAGCCUCCGGUAAAUCCUGCUCAUACGAUCCUCACGCGAAGAAACGCGGUCUGCCAGAAGGAUACGUGCGUGGUCUGGAAAAGCUCUGGGCAAUCUCAAUAUGCAACAUCGAUGGGUUCGAGGACACAAUGCUAGCGAUGCUGGGUAGCACGGCAGAAUCGGCGGGCCGACGCGAGACCCUGAUGUCUGCGUGGUCGGACGACAGUGCCGCCGAGAGUCUGCACGAGUCAUGGAAAACGAGUCGCUUAUACGGCGCGUUGGAGAAAAUGCUCUCCAACUCCGAGGCUCCGGCGACGGGGAAGCGGGCGCGCCCACUGGAUUUUCCGCUGAGAGUCUCGCGCACCGCCACCCCGCUGGGUCCCGAUGCGCCGCGCGUGGUUGAGCCGACGACUUCGGCGAAGAGGGCGCGGGUGGAAGAUCGGGGGUCCGAUAGAUCCAGUCUACAACUACCCCCGCAGACAUCCCAGCUGCUAGAUGUCUACUUCGCUGUGACCCAUUCAUGGUUCCCGAUCAUCGCGAAACAUAAUAUCUUGCGCGCUUCUUACCUAUAUGCGAACGCGCCCAUGACCAUUACCGCAGUGUCCCCCGGAUCGGGGGAUCAUGCUGCAUUGUGGGCCAUUCUCAGCUACACCGUCACGCAACCGCGAUUGAACCAACCGGCCGGCCCCGGGGCUGUCAACUUAGCCAAGGAAUAUUACGCGAUCUCACGAAAUCUCAUCCCUGCAGAGAAAGAGCGCUAUGAACUGGGCCAUAUUCAGGCAUUGCUUUUACUGACUUUUGUGAACACGGGCCUGCAGGAUUGGACUGCGGCCUGGUUGCUGAGUGGACAAGCAGUGCGGAUGGCUAUCUCCAUGGGACUAGGUACACACUUGAGCUCCAACUCCCGACGGUCCGACGAGCUCCGACAGGGGAAAGCAGUGUUUCUGGGAUGCUUUGUCGUGGACUCGCUGCUUUCUUUCAAUCUUGGGCGGAGCCCAGCUAUUCCUCCCAACGACAUUGCCACGGUGGGUCUGUUGGAGGAGGAUGGAUUGGAGGAAUGGAACUCUUGGGUGGAUGUGCUACCACCAACAGCAGCUUCACAAAGUAGCAAGAAUUCGCCGCGCCGUGGUCCACUCAUGGCGCUGAGCUGUUUCAACCGCUUGGUGGAGUUGGCCAGUGUGUUGAACAAAAUCUCUCGUCACAUCUCAUCUGGUUAUAAUAUGGCUACAUUUGCACAGCAGUUGGUCAUGGAUCUGAAGCAAUGGGAUGACUGCUUGCCUCUUGGGUGUCGUCUCAUUGGACCUGAGAGCAUUUAUCCUGAGCGUCAUUCGGCCUUGCUUCCCCAUCAAAGCUAUCUGGGCUUGACAUAUGUGGCCACGCUGUUGUGGCUGUACAUCCAGCUGAUCCCUGAAGAACAGGGAUUUGAUCGGUCCCAACGACCUGCAACAGAGGGGGCUAAGAAGCUGCUCUAUCGAGGCCUGACCAUGUUGACCCAGCGGUUGGACAACUUCCCCAUGUGCGGUCUGCCGCCGCUCUUCGAAUUGAGUCUUCGCACAAUCUCAGAGCAGGCGCAUGCGCUACAGAGAUCUGAACCUGCCUCGUUCCCCUUUGCCCGCUGGGCAGAUGAAUUCAGUCAUAAAACAGCCGGCUUGACUUCAACUUGGCCUUCCAUCAUGGAGUGCUGGCAAUCCAAAGACGCCUCAUGCUUCCCAGCCAACCCACCCCCUAUUCCCUCGAUGCAGCCACCAGCUCGCUCAAAUGAUGAUUAUACCUCUUCCAUCCUCGGCAUCAGCAUGCCAGUAGAUGGACAAUCCCUCACACCAAAAGACACCGUGAUGGAGAAUACAGAUCUCAUGAUGGACCUCCCAGUUGAUUCACCCCUUGACAAAAUCCCCCGCAGCGAUCCGGAUCAAACGUUGUAUUCAGGCCAACCACUUCUUCCUCAACACCCACAACCCCAAACCCCCGACUCAACCUCCUCAAUGACCGGCACCUCAAAUGUUGGUGACAUAGAUGCCAUCUUCAAAGACCUCGCAUACCUUGACACUACAGAGUGGGCCACGAACCGCGAGGCCGGACUUAAGGACUUUGGCUUCAUGGAUGAUUCUACUUUCCAGGCCUUUUGCCAUGAUCCUGAUCGCUUGGGCAGGUCACAGCCCCUUGUGCAUCCCCCUUCCAUUGCUGAUAUUUGGCCUCCGCCGGGUUUCUUCCCCGAGACUUUCCAGGAGGAGUCAAUGGGCCAUACUUGA
Molecule: messenger RNA, 2337 nt
Organism: Penicillium salamii
Lineage: Eukaryota; Fungi; Ascomycota; Eurotiomycetes; Eurotiales; Aspergillaceae
Source: the annotation of a GenBank genome assembly